ACUAUUAGGCUUUCCUAAUUAUUGAUUACAUAUAGGGCUGGUACUCUGCAGGGGCCAACAAGCAAAUUUCGUGUUAGAGUACUCACAUCAGCAUUUCUAUUUUAUUCUUUAAAAUAUUUCAUUAAAAUUUAACUUUAUCUAUUUUAGCUCACACUUUUAUGUUAUAUCAUACAUCCCUUUUUUUUUAUAUUUUCUUUUACAACAUUGUAAUAUCAUAUCUUGAUGAAGAAAAAAAUUUGAAGAAUCCUAAAAAUUUAGAAAAAUAUCUCUACAUGUAAACAAGGAAAUAGUGUUUGAGCUAAAAUUAAGAAUGAUUUAGCUCACUUGAUGUAGCACUAUUUUAUUAUUUUUUAGUUAAAAAUUUAAAGAUGAGCUAUUUAGUUACACUAAUGUCAGUGCUUAAUUAGGGUCCAAGGGGAAAAACUGGUGAGUUUAGUAAGUUAUGUAGAUUCUAAAGAAUUAUGAGAAUUUGGAGAAGCAGUAGAGAGUAUUUAGUAAAUAAUAAUAAUAAUAAUAAUAAUAUGAUUAAAGUAUUACUAAGUAUUAAACAAUUAAAAUAAAUAUUAUAUUUGAUUUAUAAUAUGAGAAUUUGGAUACUUUUUUAUUUUUGUGGUAUUACUGCUAUACUACUAAAAUUAUCUCGUUGUGACUGUUAGCCAAUUUGCUGAAAUUCAAUGUUGGUGGUUAUAAAUUAUUUGAUUUAUAUUAGAGGUAUAGAUGAUUUUAGGGAGUUAUGGUGGAGAUGACAUUUAGACUUCUUUUUAGAUUAUUCAUCAAAGAAUAAAUAAGAAAAAAACUUUGAUUUAAUUGGGAAUUCUCUUCCCUGGGAAGUCUUGGCCGAUCCAUAUAUAUGCACACACACACACACAUAUACUUUGAAAAUUUAUCUCCCAUCUCAUCUUCAAUCCCUUUUCAACUCAAGGAAAAUUAAGAGCAAAUCUUAGGAGGAAUUUCAAGCUUUAAUCAAGUGGAGAAUUGAGGUUACUCUUACUUUACAUAUUAAAUAGGUGAAUUGAAGAGGAGUGACUCAUGUUAUACCCGAAAUUCGGCUGGAGGACACGUGUUAAGAUAAAGGGAAUGUGAAUCGGUGCAAUAGCUUUUUAUGGAAUAACUCAUUAAUUACGUAAGUAUCAGAGUAUAUUUGUAACCCGCUGACUGUAAGGUCUUAGACGAGGAAUCAAUGUACAAAUUGGCACUUAGUGUAUUAGCGAGAAACCAUAUGUCGCUAAAUAUGAAUAGCGAGGCACCGGAGAAAGCGACACGUAUCAACCAUGAAAGUCCUUAGUAUGCAAUGAACAAACUAAGUGUAAAAGUCGGAUCGGCUCAAAGAACAAGUAAGUGAGGUGACCAUCUCGCUAUGGGAAGACUUCAUAUAGCUUCAUCCAGCUAACAGGAGCAAGGUUUACAACCCUAGCGAGUUAGAAGACUUCUCUGCAAAUAACCACGAUCGACACAAGACAUAAAUUGUCGACCUCGGAAGGAAGAAUGGCCCCAGCUCGCUAUUGGGAUCACUAUAAUCAAAGUUUCUAUCGAGACAUCUCCAGAUUCAACAGUUAAACACGUGUUUAAUACACGAUAGUUUUGACCCAAUAAAAGCGGGAAAAUCACAGUUAUACGAUUUUCAAAUUAUAAAUCGCAUUUACACUACGUGAUAUGUAAUCAAAUCCCAAAAUUUUAGGGAUGAUUGCUGUAAAAUUAUUUUGGUCAACUUUGUAAUUCAAUGUCCACUAUGUAAUUAUAAAUAGUGACAAAGAAGAUCAAAAAAGGGACGAAAAAAACUCAUAUGAAAGAAGCCCUGAAACAUACUCAGAAAUCUGAAUAAGAUUGACUCGUGGACUAUGUAGAAUUUUAACUACAAAACCACGUAAAAAAAACUCUGUGUUCAUAUUCUUUACUUUUCUAUAGCUUUUAUUUGUUCUGUGUGAAAUCAUCACUGUGAGGCUUAAAUUUAGUUAACAAAAAUCUGCGUUAACAGUUUGGUGCUUUCAUUGAGAGUCUCUGUAAAAAAGCUCAGAUAAACCUUCCCUUCUUUCGAAGAAAAAUCAUCUCCUUCAUGGCUUAAAAUUCAGAAAAUGUUAACACCCCACAUGAGAAAACCAAUCAUCGUUCUGGGAAAGAGCCUAUGGGCUUCAAAAGAUCUACCAACCCGCAGUCCAGAAGGAACACCCGUUCCAGGAGGGCUCAACCUGAGGGUGGCCCCAAUGCACGGACCACGCGUUCCCGGAGAACUCGACCCAACGUUGGUCCUAGUACACGGACAACACGCUUGAGGAGAACUCGGCGUGGGAAUGGUCAAAACCUCGGAUCGAGGGAUGAAGUACACAAUUGUGGAGGUGCCCAAAUCUGUGGGAGAAAGAACUUAUGAAACGGAAAGUCGUCGUCUGAGACGCCGUUUGGAAGAAGCCCAACGUCGAAACGCUGAGUUAGAACGUGAGGCAGCCUCAGCCAGGGCGGCACAAGGGACGGAUGCUCAAAAUCAACCUGAACUUGGAGAGAAGACCACGGGGUAGACCUCGUGGCUCACGAACCAGGAGAUAGGAAAAGGCCCGGGAAAAAUAACCCAGAAAAAAUGAGACACCCCUUAAAAAAUCAGGACGAACAGCCAGAUGGGAGACAACCGGAAACUGAUGAACGAGAAAUCCCUCAUGAAAAUGAGGAGGAUCUUGGGACUCAACCGGGAGAACGGAGAUCACCUGCUAGAAAUCACCAACGUUCAUCCCAAACCCAUAGAGCGAGGACUCGUACAUAUCCUGAUGGGGGAAAUACGACAAACCGCUCUCGGGAGGAAGGAACAGAGCGUGAAGAAGCAAGUGUGACUUCGAGGCGAUCCAGAACCCAUAGUCGAUCAACUCGAAGAGGAGAAAGUACUCAACGAGCUAAUGACCGAGAAAGUAUGGGAACUAGUAAAUCCGGAAGCCACUCACAGACAAAGUCAAUGAGUAAGACAAGAUCUGCCAGCAAUUACUCCCAACUGGAUCUGCGAGAGCACUUGAAUCGGAAGAAACCUGACCUUCGCCAACAGCUUGGUCCAAAGCAAGAGGAUCCAAUCCAAUUGCAGAUAAACGAGCUGGAGGACAAGUUUAGAAGAUAUCAAGUAGGGGAAUUAGGGAAACUAUCUGGAUACGACAUUGGGGAAAUUUUGUCUCUGUACAUCGAAUGUCUCUUGAAAGUGGUCUUAAGUUAUUUUGUCUAAAUUUUCGAAAUAAUUUAGUCUUAUAAAAAUCGUUUUGUUUGUAGUAACUCAUAUUCUGACUUUAUAUAUCUUUGACUAGAUAAUUAACUUGUUUACUCAAAGUUCAUUUGCAUCGACAGUUAUCAUAGUGUGAUUCAUAUUACUCUCUAAAAAGUAAAAAAAAAAAUAAUAAAAAGCUUAAAGAAAUUUUAAAUAACAGGACAAACAAAAAUCAUAUAUAGAUAGGGUUGAUUAUCUUUCAAGCUAAUGGCCUUGUCCCCUCCACUUUUGUCUCCUCCUCACCUAAAGGCUAUCAAUGGCUUAACUUUAUUGAUAAAUGACAUUAUGGCUUUGAAUUUGAUUGAUAGCUCUAUGACCAAACCAAACAAUAGCACUAAAAUUAAUUUUUUAAAAAAAUAUUAAUAAUAGUAAGAAAAAAGUGGACACAACAGUUUGUGGUAGACUUUGAUACAAUAUCAUCCUCAACAAUAAAUAUUCCUAUCUAUAAUAUAAAUCAAACUAUUCUUUGAAAAUUGUCCCAAGAAAAAAUCUCUGAUCUAUAAUGGGUUACUGUGCAUGUAGAAGAAAUGAAAGCCCACCCUUAUACCCAGUUGUGGUAUUCUUAUCAGUGGUGGCAAUUUUAUUGGCUAUACCAUGGGUGGUCUCACAAGAGCCAGUGAUAGAGGUUGAAACCCCAAAAGUCCAGAUCAAUUGGGCUCUAAUAAUCACACCAUUGUUGCUGUUAGCCAUGGUGCAUUGGCUCUCAUCUGCUGAGACUCGAAGGCCUUGUCCAAUGCCACCGCCCUACUAUUAUGCCACGUGUCCCUGCAGAGGAAAGUAUGGUUGUUCAUGUGGCCACUUUAAUAAGUACCCUCUUUGUUAUUAGCUCUGAAUUUUUAUGUUGUUGCAGUAGACUAGUAGUAUUGUAUGUUUGUGUGUUAUAUGCUUUUGUCUGAGAUCUCUUGUACAAUUAUAUGCUUUUGUUGUAACUCUAAUUGUUCAUUCCAAUAGUAUAAUUAAUUAAAUGUAUAGUUAUUAUUUAUUCA
Molecule: messenger RNA, 4218 nt
Organism: Cannabis sativa
Lineage: Eukaryota; Viridiplantae; Streptophyta; Magnoliopsida; Rosales; Cannabaceae
Exons: 2
Coding region: 2570-3193 (207 amino acids)
Source: RefSeq, a predicted model, not a curated record